AUGGCUCAACGUCAGCUGUCGCGUACGCUCCCCAAAAACUUUACUUUUCCCUCUCUCAAUGCCGACGGGCCCAAGACCCCCGAUCGUCCCUCCGCCUCGAUCGACGUUCCUCCCCCGCCGCGUCAUUCCAUCUCCAGCUGCCGCCUGCCUCGCGUUCGCGUUCGUUCCGGCACUGAUGUCUGCGCACGGAUGGAUCUGGAUAUCUUCCGCUUCCAAGGAAAUCAGGACGUCGCUCUGCCUUCCAUCGAAGUGAACAACCAGAGCGUCGCGCUUGACGCGUCCUUUUCCGAUGAACCCACCAGCGACAAGCGCUUCCUUGCACCUCCGCGCCAGCGCAUGGUCUUCAAGACGCCUCCUGCGCAGAUUGCCCGCGCGGAACACGACGGCGGCGACACCGAAAGCCAGUGGCCCUCGUGGGAUCAGACACCCGCCGCCUGCAACAUCCCCCGUCCCGACUCCGCUUGUUCAAACCACUCCGACUCAUCCAUCGAGUCAAUUGAAACUUUUGCCUCGCGACCUUCAGUAGGAGGAAGCUGUACGAGUGCUGAGAGCGACUUUGACUCUUAUUUCCCUCUUGAGUUCCCUAAAGAGCCCGAGAUGAGUUCUCCUACCCUGCCCAAGAAGCAUCGGGUGAUGCGCUCCCAGACGAAGGAUAAGUCAUGGAGUCGCGAAAUGGACAACCACUUGUGGAACACGUAUCAAAUGUACCUGCAGGAUCCUACCAUGACUCCUUUCAAGAUGACCCCGGGCAGUAUCCCGCCGCUGGGCGUUACAUCUCGAGUCUCUCGCCGCGCCAAGAAGACAUGGGAGAAGAACCAUCGCAUCAUCAAGUCUUAUUCCAUGCAUUCUACUGACCGCAGCGGGAGCUCCACUCCAAAAGCAGUCGAGGGUACCACUCAGACUAUUUGGCCCAAGUCUGAUGCUAAGACGCGCCGACGACUGAAGCUGCUUUGUCGCCGCAAGUUCUGCAUCAUGCCUCAUUACCAGCGCAUGAUGCAGUCUCGCAGCCCAGAGCCUGCUGCAGACAUGCUCGGCGCGAACACGGAAUCGCAUAUUCGUGAUUUCGCAGACAACAGCACUGCAGCUUACGGCACUCGGGACCUCGGCGUUUCCCUUAUCUCCACAUAUGAUCCUACUCCGCUAGCGCAGCUCGCUGAGGCUCCUUUGCCCGAAGAGCCCAACACGGAAUGGUUCAACAACCCGGUUCAAACCCCCUCUACCAAUCACAUGCCUCCACCCGUCAACCAGCACCUUAAUGUUCAUUCUACUCACAAUAUUCCGCGCCUGGGAUCGCCCUUUGUAUACAACACGUGGGGACCUGGAGGCUCGGGCCGCCAAGUCCAAGAUCUCCCUCCCCGGCCCGGACAAUGCAUCGACGUUUGUGAGGAUAUGGAACCCUCCGAUGCAGAAGUACAGAACCGGUUGGAGCAUUAUAUGCGCGACAACAAGCUCCAAAGCAUGGGCCACGGUCGAGUCCGUGUUCGCAAUCGAGGUGCUACUACCAGUGGUGCUGUUGGCCCGCGGGAUGUUGACCAACUUUUUUCACCUCCUUCAUCCCUGAACUCAUCGCAAGCGGAAGAGACCACACCCGUCGCCAAGCCGCCCCACCCAUUGCUGAGCCUCCAGCAGGGCGAGAACAUCAAACGCCUGGGCUCACCCUUCAAAUUGGAUGGCGGAUUUAGGCGUCGUGAUGCCCCUCGCCGUUUCGUCCGACAUGCACCUUCGCUGUCGGACCCUUACCUGACUAGUGGAAUCCCGCCAUAUCGAGGCACAGUGGCUAAUCCAUCUCCCAUGGAGCAGGACAAGCCUACUGGUCCAUCACUGCAGGAUCCCUUCGAGGAGGGACUCUCCGAUGCCGAGCGCAUCCGCCGGCAAAUCCUAAACAUGCCAUUCGUGCGCUAA
Molecule: messenger RNA, 1902 nt
Organism: Penicillium maclennaniae
Lineage: Eukaryota; Fungi; Ascomycota; Eurotiomycetes; Eurotiales; Aspergillaceae
Exons: 2
Coding region: 1-1902 (633 amino acids)
Source: RefSeq, a predicted model, not a curated record